CAUACACAAUCAACAACGCCUACGACGCCUCAUCAGCAAUCCGUACACCCGCUACACGAUCAGAAUCAAUUGUUCCGCCAACGUCCACCGUCCCGCCGACUCCGACCUCAUCCAGCCAACCACUUCAUACACCCUCGAUCGAUCAAAGAGCAACCGUGGCAAUACAGAGCAAUGGCGAUGUUAGACAAUAAUCACAUGAGUAUGAGUAGUAGUAACUACUCCCGCAAGGUCUCCAGCGAGUCCUCGCGGCGCUCCAACACCCAGGCUUCGGCCUAUGCCGUCAAUGCCACCUCCAUGGCAUUGACCGGCUUCCACGCCUCCACUUUCGGGGGACGUGGGUUUGAGGUCCCUUCGGGCGGCAUACCCUCACCACCGUCAUCUCCCGGCGCGACACCCUCGCGCCAGCGCCCGAGCCUCUCAGCUCGCAGGCGUAGCGGAGAUGCCGCACUUCACAUCACGGAAGAGUGUGAGAGACUCUUCUGCGAGACGCUGAAGACUGUAUUCUUGGUUGAGAAGGAUUCUGGUCUUGAGAACUCGCUGGUGAUGGAUUUGCGAACCAACAACGGCCACCACGACGGUCACGGAAGCGAUGCUCAGCCGAUCCCGCAGAGCACCGUCUUGCGACAUGGUCAGGUCACCCCUUCGCCGUCUCCAGAUGGUCGCGUCUUCCCCAAGUCGGAAGGCGGGAUGAUCAAGGAGUAUGUCGAGGUGUACGACUAUGCUGGUGGAGCGAGGUUCCGUGGCUUCGUGGCCGAGAAGGAAGAUAUGCGUAGCAUGUUCAUCUUCUUCGACAAGGAAGUGAUUGGGAUGGAUUUGAAGCCUGGUCUCAUGUCCCUCCUCGAACUCGCUAGCAGCGAGCACUUCUCCUGCGACCAGCUCGUCAUUUGCGUUGACCGCAACGCCGACGAAGCCGACGUCAAGGAAGUCAAUCGGAAUCUCGGAUGGGUCGGCUUCGAACUCGUCAUGCUCGACUCCUGGACCUCUUCAUCCUCGCCGGAUCAAGGCUGUCUUAGCGAGCAAUACCUUUUCUUGGGCAUAGAUCUAUGAGCGACUAGGAGGAUAAUCAAGAUUUCGAUUGUGGGAACGAUGUGGAAUGGUUUGGUCAUUUGCUUGUGCUGCAUUCCACGCUUGUCUUGAUUUGUACCUGCGAUAUGAUUUACUUGGAGGCACUUUCGGUAAUGGUGGGCUUUUGUACUCGUACAGAAAGGCGUCGGUUGGUAUUAUUUAAAGCUUCUCUGCCUCCUC
Molecule: messenger RNA, 1245 nt
Organism: Zymoseptoria tritici IPO323
Lineage: Eukaryota; Fungi; Ascomycota; Dothideomycetes; Mycosphaerellales; Mycosphaerellaceae
Exons: 3
Coding region: 172-1047 (291 amino acids)
Biological process (GO): positive regulation of protein catabolic process
Cellular component (GO): nucleus; cytoplasm
Molecular function (GO): ornithine decarboxylase inhibitor activity
Source: RefSeq, a predicted model, not a curated record